Gekko japonicus is the source of this 4026-nucleotide messenger RNA. It is a transcript of the gene LRP5, whose product is annotated as LDL receptor related protein 5. The transcript has 19 exons. Gene Ontology annotation, molecular function: protein binding. The record is from RefSeq and is a predicted model, not a curated record. NCBI's taxonomy places the organism in Eukaryota, Metazoa, Chordata, Lepidosauria, Squamata, Gekkonidae. The annotation marks the transcript as partial.
UUCACACACCCUGUGAAGAUAACAAUGGUGGCUGUUCCCAUUUGUGCCUCUUGUCUCCACAAGACCCUUUUUACAGCUGCAACUGUCCCACCGGAGUCCAGCUGGAAGAAGACGGCAGGACCUGCAAAGCAGGUGCUGAAGAAGUGCUUUUGCUUGCCAGGAGAACAGACUUACGAAGGAUUUCAUUGGACAUGCCGGACUUUACCGAUAUUAUUCUGCAGAUAGACAAUAUUAGGCAUGCUAUUGCAAUAGACUAUGAUCCUGUUGAAGGUUAUAUAUAUUGGACUGAUGAUGAUGUCAGAGCCAUUCGUCGGGCUUUCCUUGAUGGUUCUGGAGCCCAGACCCUUGUGACAACUGAAGUAAAUCACCCUGAUGGAAUAGCAGUGGACUGGGUGGCUAGAAACUUGUACUGGACUGACACUGGAACAGAUCACAUUGAGGUUACACGGUUGAAUGGGACUUCAAGAAAGAUCUUAAUAUCUGAAAACCUAGAUGAACCCAGAGCAAUAGUACUCAAUCCGGUGAUGGGCUAUAUGUACUGGACAGACUGGGGUGAAAAUCCGAAGAUUGAAUGUGCUUAUCUGGAUGGCUCAGAGAGGAAGGUCUUGGUGAACACGUCUCUAGGGUGGCCCAAUGGUUUGGCACUGGAUAUUGAAGAACACAAACUAUAUUGGGGAGAUGCAAAAACGGACAAAAUUGAGGUGAUAAACAUGGAUGGUACCAUGAGAAAAACGCUCAUAGAAGAUAAGCUUCCACAUAUAUUUGGGUUUACUUUGCUUGGCGACUACAUCUAUUGGACAGACUGGCAGAGGCGAAGCAUUGAAAGAGUUCAUAAAAUCCGAGCAAGCAGGGACAUCAUCAUUGAUCAGUUGCCAGACUUGAUGGGCCUUAAAGCAGCAAGUGUCACCAAAGCAGCUGGAACAAAUCCGUGUGCCGAGAACAACGGAGGCUGCAGCCACCUGUGUUUCUUCACACCUCAGGAGUGCAGAUGUGCCUGCCCCAUCGGGUUGGAGCUACUUAGCGAUAUGAAGACUUGCAUCAUUCCAGAAGCCUUCCUUGUUUUCACCAGCAGAGCGGCCAUUCAUAGGAUUUCUCUUGAAACAAACAAUAACGAUGUCGCUAUUCCUCUUACUGGCGUCAAAGAAGCUUCUGCUCUUGAUUUUGAUGUGUCUGACAACAGAAUCUACUGGACAGAUAUCAGUUUAAAGACGAUAAGCCGGGCUUUUAUGAAUGGAAGUGCUGUUGAGCAUGUAAUUGAAUUUGGAUUGGAUUACCCUGAAGGAAUGGCAGUCGACUGGAUGGGGAAAAACCUUUAUUGGGCAGAUACCGGAACGAAUAGAAUCGAAGUGGCACGCCUGGAUGGCCUGUACCGGCAAGUUCUUGUGUGGAAGGAUUUAGACAACCCAAGAUCUUUGGCCCUUGACCCAUCUAAAGGGUACAUGUACUGGACAGAGUGGGGAGGCAAACCAAAGAUUGUUCGGGCUUACAUGGAUGGGACAAACAGUAUCACUCUAGUGGACAAAGUAGGACGUGCCAAUGAUCUCACUAUUGAUUAUGAAGAUCAAAGACUCUAUUGGACCGACCUGGACACGAGCAUGAUUGAAUCAUCAAAUAUGCUAGGACAAGAACGGGAAAUAAUAGCAGAUGAUCUACCUCAUCCUUUUGGGCUUACUCAGUACAGUGACUUCAUCUACUGGACGGAUUGGAACCUUCACAGUAUAGAAAGAGCAGACAAGACAAAUGGGAGGAACCGUACGCUAAUUCAGGGGCGUUUGGAUUUUGUGAUGGACAUAUUGGUCUUUCAUUCUUCACGACAGGAUGGCUUGAAUGACUGCAUACAAAACAAUGGUCACUGUGGACAGUUGUGCCUUGCCAUACCAAAUGGCUAUAGAUGUGGAUGUGCAUCUCACUAUACCUUGGAACCCAACAGCCGGAACUGCAGCUCACCCAGCAGUUUCUUGCUGUUCAGUCAGAAGACAGCAAUUAGUCGAAUGAUACCAGAUGAUCAGCAGAGCCCAGAUAUCAUCCUUCCUAUUCAUGGAUUAAGAAAUGUCAAGGCUAUCGAUUAUGAUCCCUUGGAUAAAUUGAUCUAUUGGGUGGAUGGACGACAGAAUAUUAUUAAAAGAGCCAAAGAUGAUGGCACUCAGCCUUUCACAAUCAUGAGUACUCCCAACCAAAGUCAAAAUCCAGAGAAGCAGCCACAUGACCUGAGUAUUGACAUUUACAGCCAUACUUUGUUCUGGACCUGUGAAGCCACCAAUACGAUCAAUGUCCACAGACUUGAUGGAGAACAGACUGGAGUGGUGCUGCGGGGAGACCAUGAUAAACCAAGAGCCAUCAUCGUAAAUGCCGAGCGAGGAUAUAUGUAUUUCACCAAUAUGCAAGAACGAGCCCCAAAGAUUGAGCGCGCAGCCCUGGAUGGCACAGAACGAGAGGUGCUCUUCACAACUGGCUUACUCCGUCCAGUUGCUCUAGUGAUUGACAACAAGCUUGGGAAACUCUUUUGGGUGGAUGCAGAUCUCAAACGGAUCGAAAGCUGUGAUUUAUCAGGAGCUAAUCGCGUGACACUACAGGACUCCAACAUUCUUCAGCCAAUGGGAUUGACAGUGCUGGGAAACCAUCUAUACUGGAUUGACCGUCAACAGCAGAUGAUAGAAAGAGUUGAGAAAACCAAUGGAUACAGGAGGACCAGAAUACAAGGGCGAAUUGCUCACCUGACAGGCAUCCAUGCUGUGGAAGACAUCGACAUGGAGGAAUUCUCUGCCCACCCGUGUUCGCGAGGUAAUGGUGGAUGUUCACACAUCUGUAUAGCAAAGGGAGACGGAACUCCAAGGUGCUCCUGCCCGGUUCACUUGGUACUUCUGCAGAACCUCUUAACGUGUGGAGAACCUCCGACCUGCUCCCCUGAUCAGUUCACAUGUGCAACUGGAGAGAUCGACUGCAUCCCUAUGGCCUGGCGAUGCGAUGGAUUCUCUGAAUGUGACGAUCGGAGUGACGAGGAUAGCUGUCCAAUAUGCUCAGCGGCCCAGUUUCAGUGUGAGAAAGGGCAGUGCAUUGAUGCCCGGUUGAGAUGUAAUGGAGAAAUAGACUGCCAGGAUAAAUCCGAUGAAGCAGACUGUGAGAUGAUUUGUCUUCCAAAUCAGUUCCGAUGUGCCAGUGGCCAGUGUAUCCCCACAAAACAGCAAUGCGACUCAUUUCCAGAUUGCAUUGAUGGUUCUGAUGAACUUGCAUGUGCAAAAAGUAAAUCCUCUUCAGAUGAAUCUCAACCUCACAGUAGUGCCAUUGGGCCUGUCAUUGGUAUCAUUCUGUCUCUUUUUGUCAUGGGAGGAAUGUACUUUGUUUGCCAGCGCGUGGUAUGUCAGCGCUAUGCUGGGCCAAAUGGACCUUUCCCACAUGAAUAUGUCAGCGGUACACCUCAUGUCCCAUUAAAUUUUAUUGCUCCAGGAAGUUCUCAACAUGGCACUUUCACAGGCAUCUCAUGUGGAAAAUCUAUGAUCAGCUCCAUGAGCCUCAUGGGAGGAAGCAGUGGUGCCCCUCUUUAUGACAGAAACCAUGUAACUGGGGCCUCUUCUAGUAGCUCGUCCAGCACUAAAGCCACUUUCUAUCCACAGAUUCUCAACCCACCACCUUCGCCAGCAACUGAUCGCUCCUUGUACAACACUGAAAUGUUCUACUCGUCAAACAUUCCUUCAACAACAAGAUCUUAUAGGCCGUAUCUUAUUAGGGGCAUAGCUCCGCCAACAACCCCGUGCAGCACUGAUGUUUGUGACAGUGACUACACCACGAGCAGAUGGAAAGCGAAUAAAUACUACAUAGAUCUGAACUCAGACUCAGACCCCUACCCUCCGCCCCCUACCCCUCGCAGCCAGUACAUGUCCGCCGAAGAGAGCUGCCCACCAUCUCCCGCUACCGAGCGGAGUUACUUCCACCUCUACCCACCUCCACCUUCUCCUUGUACAGACUCGUCAUGAUUUCAGCCGAAGGGACUUUCUUUGCGUGUAAAUAUAUUUUAAAUACGAACAAAGA